Didymodactylos carnosus is the source of this 278-nucleotide messenger RNA. Lineage: Eukaryota; Metazoa; Rotifera; Eurotatoria; Philodinida; Philodinidae. The record is from the annotation of a GenBank genome assembly.
AUGCAAAUCUCAUUGCGCCGUUAUCAAUUAUUUAAUAAUCGUUCUGAUCGUGUCAAAGUUAUAUUUUAUCCAGAAUUUUUACGUAGUACAAAUCCGUUAUUACCAUUAGAUUACGAAGAGUUUGUUUGUGGUUGUCAUUUGGGAGUACUUCCAUCAUAUUAUGAACCAUGGGGUUAUAGCCCAGCUGAAUGUACAGUAAUGGGUGUACCAGUUAUAACAACAAAUUUAUCCGGUUUUGGUUGUUUCAUGGAAGAACGUAUUAGUGAUCCUAGUUCACA